AUGUGGAAAUCUCCAAAUGGGACAAUUCGUAAUAUAUUGAAUGGUGUUGUAUUUCGUGAACCCAUUCUAAUGGAGAAAGUUCCGCGUGUAGUUCCCAAUUGGACUAAACCCAUAGUUAUUGGAAGACACGCAUUUGGAGACCAGUAUAAAGCCACAGAAAUUAGAGUCGAUCGCCCUGGUAAACUUAAAUUACUUUUUGAACCUGACGAUAGUUCCAACCAACAGAGUGAAUUAGUAUAUGAGUUCACG
Molecule: messenger RNA, 249 nt
Organism: Dentiscutata heterogama
Lineage: Eukaryota; Fungi; Glomeromycota; Glomeromycetes; Diversisporales; Gigasporaceae
Source: the annotation of a GenBank genome assembly